Molecule: messenger RNA, 582 nt
Organism: Pedinophyceae sp. YPF-701
Lineage: Eukaryota; Viridiplantae; Chlorophyta; Pedinophyceae
Source: the annotation of a GenBank genome assembly
AUGCGCUCCGCACUGCGUCUCUGCGCGCUCGCCGCGCUCGUCCUGGCCCUCGCUGCGCCCGUCGCCCACGCCAUUGAGUGGUCGCGGUGCGAUGACAACCCGGACGUGUCCGUCGACAACGUGACGUUCCAGCCGGACCCGGCCAAGGCCGGCAGCGACAUCGACAUCCACCUCCUCGGCACGUCAGGUCUCUCGACGCCAGUGUCGGCUGGCACGGUCAAGAUAGUCGUCAAGUUCCGCGGGAAGUUCCAGGUCCUGGACGAGACGGACGACAUCUGCGACCGCACGACGUGCCCGCUCAUGCCCGGCCCCGUAGACAUCGCUGCGAAGCAGAAGCUGCCCCCCAUCACCCCACCGGGCGACUACGAGGUCCACAUGGUCGCCUCGGACGCCGACGGCGAGGAGCUCAUCUGCGUGGACCUCAAGUUCAACGUCUCGCCGCCCUUUGCGUCCACGGAGGACGACAUCCUGACGCACCUGUUCGCCACGCAGGCCGAGCUGGCGCGCGCCGAGGCGGACGACGGCGCCGCGGCGCAGAGCUGGCCGCGCAAGUCCGGCUUGUUCAAGCUGCCCGCUGCGUGA